AAACACGGGCCCAUCCAGACCUCUUCAACUUCCACUCAUUAUUCUCUCACAAUCUCUCCCAUUUCCCAUAAAUUCCUAACCCCUUUCGCUGUAAGUAUAAAUUACACACACAAAAAAAAAAAAAAAAGCAUCCGAAAAAAGACAAAAAAGUAAUAAAAAUAAAAAUAAAGAUGAACGUCGGUGACGGAAGAGUCGCCGGCGACGGCGUUUCGUCAAAGAUAUCCCAGUUCACCUUCACGUUAUCACAACGUUAUCAACACCUUUUAGAUAAAUCAACACCACAAGUCCUUUACCGUUGGAUCUUCUUCGGUUUGAUCGCUUUAAUCUACGCCGUACGCGUGUUUAUGGUUCAAGGUUUCUAUAUCAUAACAUAUGCUUUAGGAAUCUAUAUUAUACAGCUCCUUAUUGCUUUCCUUUCACCACAAGUUGAUCCGGAAGCUGAAGGUGGUCCUAGUCUGCCGACACGUGGCUCUGAUGAGUUUCGACCUUUCGUUCGUCGCCUUCCUGAAUUUAAAUUCUGGUACUCACUAACAAAAGCAGUCUGCAUUGCUUUUGUGUUGACAUUCUUCAGUGCCUUUGAUGUGCCUGUAUUUUGGCCAAUUUUGUUAUUCUAUUGGUUGGUGCUGUUCGUUUCAACAAUGAAGAGGCAAAUAAUGCACAUGGUCAAAUAUAAAUAUGUUCCUUUCACAUUUGGCAAGCAGCGUUAUGGGAAGAAAGUGCCAUCAAGUGAUGAGAGAAGUACUUCCAAACCUUGAGGUUCAAAGCAGAUUCGUUUUUUUGUGGGGAAUGAAUUUGUUUUAGCUACAAACUUUCCUGGAUAGCUGUAUUUUUCACCGGAUAGGUUUCUGAGCUUGGGUUAUGCCAUUGAAUAUAUAAUCGAUGAACUCUUAGAUUAUAAAACUUAGAUCUCCUAGAAGCUGCCACGUAUCUUGAUUCUUUCAUUGAGGGGUACGCUAGUCCCUGGAUGUAAUAUUCAUAUUCUGAGCUCAUUCUUGAACCACUCUUAUUCAAUUCUAGCUUAGUAGAUGCUAGCACGUUGCAUAUCCA
Lycium barbarum (goji berry) is the source of this 1047-nucleotide messenger RNA. RefSeq names its product protein RER1A-like. The transcript is spliced from 3 exons. Gene Ontology annotation, biological process: protein retention in ER lumen; retrograde vesicle-mediated transport, Golgi to endoplasmic reticulum. Gene Ontology annotation, cellular component: Golgi membrane. The record is from RefSeq and is a predicted model, not a curated record. NCBI's taxonomy places the organism in Eukaryota, Viridiplantae, Streptophyta, Magnoliopsida, Solanales, Solanaceae. The coding region runs from base 171 to 755 and encodes 194 amino acids.